ACCCUCUGCCCUCGUGCACUCACCACGCGCUGACAGGCCAUCCGAGCAUCGACCCGGGGGUCGCCACUACGGAAAUGCGGAAUCGUUUGGCGUGCGCUGGUACCGCGCUUGCACGCGCCUGUCGCGAAGCGGAUGCUUCUCGUAUCGUUGCCUUCACUACCCGCAGGUAUAUAUUCGUCGCACCUCAGGGUCGCGCGCCCGCAGCUUGAAUGGUCGCCACGUCACACCAGCACACCUCGUCGCCCCUUCGCAAGGCCUGCGCCGGUGACCAGAGCGCUUGCGGGUUGGUGUCAAAGGGAAUGCGAUCACAGUCGACGCUGCAAUAUCGAAUCUCUCCCCCCGUCAUCGUCCAGGACUGGCUCUAACCCGAUUAGGUCGAAAUGGCACUCCUCCAAACAGAGACAACACAUGCAUCACCCAUCAUCUUCCCCGCCGAACUCGUGGGCAAAAAGGUGCUUCUCGCGACCGAAUCUCUUGGCCCCGUCAAUGGAGUGUCACGAACGACACAGUCGCUUGUCGACUACCUGAGAAGCAAUGGAGUGCAUGUGGCAACGUGUGCGCCAUUCUACAAGGGACAGCCCAUCAAUCCGACAGAGGCCAAGCAACAGCGGAAACCAAUUGUCAACAAGGAAUGGGUGCGAUCGAUCGAAGCAAAGUCAUCCGCCCUGGGCUCGCGAGCGAUAGGAGGAGCAUGGUCCUGGCACUUUGACCGUGAUGAUCAGUCCAAGCUUCAGACAACACACCCACAGCCGGCUGCUCAAUCCGGCGUCUCGCCAGUGGCAUCGCGGAGAUCUGCCGAACAAGCAAAACGCAGGGUGGAGGCGACGAAAUUGAGUCGACAGAAUCCCGAGCACCGUCUGCAAGGUUUCCCACUCCCAUACAACCCCGAUCUCACCGUCGCCUACCCCUUCCGCCUGGGAGCUAUAUACGACAAGACGUUCAAACCCGACCUCAUCUAUCUUGCCAGCCCGGCGUCAGUGGGCUUUCAAUUCCUCGUCCAACUUGGCCAGCUGGAUAACCCGCCACCUACCCUGCUCAACUUCCAGACCGAUCUUGCCGCAUAUUCUGCCAUUCUCUUUCCUCCGCCGCUAGAUCGCUACGGGGUGUAUCUGCUUUCUAUCGUUCAAGGUUACCUCUUUGGACUCCCUGCCGUGCGUACCAUCUUCUAUCCCUCCGGCUACGUUCGCGAAUAUCUCGCCAAGACUGGUGCUCCUUCCGACAUCAUGAAACAGCUCGGACGUGGCGUCGAUACCGAAUUAUUCCAUCCCGGCCGUCGUGAAGAGGCCUACCGGGAAGAGAUUGCGAGCAAGGAUGAGAUUGUGUUUUGUUGCAUUUCACGACUUGCUCCGGAGAAAGGCUUUGAGUUCCUGGCGCAAGUCGCUCAACGUCUGGAUGAGACCGGGCUCAAUUUCAAGCUUUUGAUUGUCGGCGGGAACAAAAACCCAAGCGUCGAUGGGGAAGUCCGCGAUUACUUCAAAGCACUCAAGCACCGCGUCGUCUUUACUGGCUUCCUGCGCGGCACGGCAUUGGCACGGGCGUACGCCACGGCCGACGUCUUCCUACAUUGCUCCAUUACGGAAACCUUUGGACUGGUGGUGCUGGAGUCUAUGGCGUCCGGCGUGCCGGUCAUUGCUCGAGACGAAGGCGGUCCGUCCGAGACGGUCAAGCACGGGCGCUCCGGCUACCUCGUUGACCCACAUGAUCUUGACGGCUUUGUGAAGUAUGCGCUGAAGCUCUCCUCGGAUACCACGCUACGAGGCGAGAUGGCUGUGAAUGCUCGACAACAGGCUCUUGAGACCACAUGGGACAAGAUCAACAACCAGGUUGCCGUCACAUUAGCCGCUGCACUCCCCACAUCACCUCCCAAAGAUGAGAACUCGUCGACGGUAGAAAGGUAUUAUGGAAGCUGGCUGGACAUGAUGCGUGUUUAUUUUGCCGUUGGCAUUGUGUGGAUUUUCUGGGGCAUCGCGGUUCUGCCCAUGCUUGCGUGUGGGCUGCUUUAUGGAAUCUUCAAAUAGUAUAGACACUGGACGUAGACAUGUGAAUCCGUAGACGACGUGUCUGUAAUGCUCCUGUCACUCUGAAGAUGGCGGUUAACAGAAAUGAUGGGCAUCGACGAGAGUGGCAUAUCUC
Molecule: messenger RNA, 2133 nt
Organism: Neohortaea acidophila
Lineage: Eukaryota; Fungi; Ascomycota; Dothideomycetes; Mycosphaerellales; Teratosphaeriaceae
Exons: 1
Coding region: 381-2018 (545 amino acids)
Molecular function (GO): glycosyltransferase activity
Source: RefSeq, a predicted model, not a curated record